This is a messenger RNA of Arvicola amphibius (Eurasian water vole), 1470 nucleotides long. RefSeq names its product lymphocyte antigen 96 (gene Ly96). Gene Ontology annotation, molecular function: Toll-like receptor 4 binding; lipopolysaccharide binding; lipopolysaccharide immune receptor activity. NCBI's taxonomy places the organism in Eukaryota, Metazoa, Chordata, Mammalia, Rodentia, Cricetidae. The transcript is spliced from 5 exons. Gene Ontology annotation, cellular component: lipopolysaccharide receptor complex. Bases 981 to 1460 code for a protein of 159 amino acids. Gene Ontology annotation, biological process: positive regulation of lipopolysaccharide-mediated signaling pathway; cellular response to lipopolysaccharide; detection of lipopolysaccharide. The record is from RefSeq and is a predicted model, not a curated record.
UGAGCUGUUCAGUGUUACCAGCAGACCAGGAUUGCAGGCCACAACUCCAGGCCGUUUUGGCUGCUAAUUCUACACUGAGAUUCUACAGAGGAUGAAGUAGCAAUGCGGCUAAAGGAGGAAGUAUUUGUCUAAAACAGAGUCCUGACAUGAAAUACAGGCCAGAACAAAGCAAUCACAUUCCAUUAUUGGGAUUCAAACUUUUGCCUUAAAAUGUUAGUGGAAGAGCACUUGUUGGCAUGCCCAGCAAAUCCAAAUCCAAUGCACUCCACUUCAACACCACUGCCUCAAGCUCAGCUUCCUUUUGAGUGUGCUCUAGAGACUGGUGAGGUCUCAGCUGCCAAUUGCAGCGGACAUGACUAUGUGGGAGUAUCAGCUAGCCUGUAUGUUUUGUGGCUGAACCUGUUUGUCGUUGGGUAGAAAUGGUUUUCAAGAGACUAACUGGCUCAGGCCAGGAGGAACCACUGUAUGAGCUUGCAAGAGAGAAAAAUGUGUACACAGAAAAGUAGUGUAUCUUCUCUUAGAUUGAAGAGGACUUCAUUUCUAGAGAUAGAGUCUCACUAGGUAGCCCUAGCUGUUCUGGAACUCACUCGAACUGACAGAAACCCACCUGCCUCUGCCUCCCAAGUGCUGGGUUUAAAGGUGUGCACCACUAUGCCCAGCCGAGUUGAUUUUAGACAGGGUCUCCAGUAGGGCAUUUGGUCUCAUGGAAAACUCGCUGUGUGUUGAAGUGCUAAUUACUUUGAUUUACAUUAAGUGUUCAGAAACAGUAUAUUCUGGAUCGUUCUUUCUCACUUGCCUUGCAGCAGGAAGUGCUCAGAUAGUAAAAACAAGUAUACAAACAGUCACACAAGCGUAAAAAGAGGAAACAGUUGGAUGGGAACUUUGAAAUCACAUGACUGGUGACUAAGUUUAAUCUUUCCUCCUUACUGUCGAGUCCGCUGGUCUUCCUUGCGUGUGUCAAGUGUUGGAGAUAUCAAAUCAUGUUGCCAUUUAUUCUCUUCUCUACGCUGCUUCCUCCCACCUUUGCCGAAUCUGAGCAGCAGUGGGUCUGCAACUCCUCCGACACGACUGUUUCCUACAGCUACUGCGAUAACAUGAAAUUCCCUAUUUUGAUUACUUCUGAACCCUGUAUAACAUUGAAGGGAACCAGCGGAUUUGUAUAUAUUAACUUUAUUCCAAGAAGAGACUUAAAAAAAUUAUAUUUCAACCUCUCCAUUCAUGUCAACUCCGUAAAGGUGCCCGUGCGCGAAGAAGUUGUUUGCCAUGGAUAUGAUGACGAUUAUUCUUUUUGCAGAGCUCUGAAAGGAGAGACUGUGAAUACAAGAGUACCAUUUUCCUUCAAGGGAAUACUAUUUCCUAAGGGCCGAUACAGGUGCAUUGCAGAAGCCAUUGUCGGGGAUGAUCAAGAAAGGCUAUUCUGUUUGAAUUUUACUCUCAUUCAUCGUCCUAAUGUCAAGUAAAAUAAACUCA